AUGUAAUGGUGCUGAUAAAAUUAAUUUUUAUUAAACUUAAAAACAAACAAACUUAUACAAUAUUAAUGUAGAUUACAAUUGUUCAUACCUAAUACAUCGACACAUCCUCUGCCAGUGCCGUCAAACCCUCCGGUAACUAUUGCAACUUUCUGAUCGAAUUUUAAACAAGCUGUUGAGACCAUCUUGACUGCUAUAAAUAAGUCAUUUUUUACCUAUAUUAUGGAACGCCAAGUUUAUAUCAAUUCAAUUCAGUUAACUAUCUUUCCAAUUCACACAUCCGCAUAUUAUUAAAAGAGUACAGACGCCUUACAAUUGAGUACCGCUUUAUUAUAAUAAAGCCAUUUUACAAUAAAACACACCCGUUUAUAAUAGAGUUCAGCCCCUUUUUUAUAAUACAGCCCCUUUGUAAUGUAGCACACCCCUUUUAUGAUAUAAAACAGCCCCUUUCUUAUGUAGAACAUCCCAUUUAUGAUAGAGUACUGCCUCUAUAUAAAAGCGUCUCUACAGUUUUAAUACUACCGUCACAGACACUGCUAGCUUAAAAUCUGUCAUGCAAUAUACAUUAUUUCUAUUUUAGUUUAGAUUAUUUAAAUGUUUUAAGUGGAUAUUAUGUUGUUCUUUAAGAUUUACCCAUGACAUAAUAAAAGUUAGUAUUACUGCUAAAACUAACGUUACAUCAGGUUAAAUAUACUGUUGGUAGAUCAUUUUUUUUCAUUUUCGUAUUGAAAUACUCUUUGAAAGUAAUUUUCCAAAUUCAAAGAAGGGCAAAUACAAUACGCAAAUACAGCAGGAUGGGGGAGGGGGGGUUAACAUAUAUGAAAGUCAUGCGUUGGAGUUUAUUGAACUUCUAUGUGCCGAGUUGUGCCAUGUUGUAUUUUCGCUCACUUUGCCAUAUUUUCGUGUUUUCGCCUGGCGCCCAGCGGAGCGUAAAUACGACAUGGCACAAAUCAGCCACUAUAAACUACAGCUUAGUAGAUUUAAAUAAUUGGAGAAAAGUUAAACUUAGCAUGUUUGACGUUCCAUAAUUAUGUAAGCUUGAUCUUUAUCGGACACUGGCCAAAAUGUGACCUUUAUGCACUCACGAGAAAAACUAUGUCAAGGUUUGUACAUUAGUAGCAUGUCAUAAAUUUUAUGUCCAAAUUCGAGGUAAAUGUAUAUAAUUAGCUUAACAUGUGUAAAUUCAAUGCAGUUCACACCUGCAAAAUAAUAUACCUAAUUUAAAAAAUUGGUAGAUAAAGUAAGUAAUGUUAAAUAAAGACAACUAGCUGGGAGUGGAAUUAUUUUUUUUUUGUUUGGUUAUUAUUGCAUAUUUAAAAUGGUCAUUAAACACAUUAAAAAACACAUAGAUUUAUAUCGUUAUUUGUAGUAUAGAAACAAAUAAAAGGAAAACUUAUCGAAUAUUUGGAUUUUGUUAUAAAAAUGGAGAAAAUAAUAGCGUAAAAGCACUUAUCAAAAACCUUGUUGUCUAACUUAUUUAAUCUAUCUUAAUUGUUCCGUUUUAAGAUUUUAGCGUAUUUAUUCUUAAAGGGACUCCACUAAAGGUUUUUUUGACAUGAUGGGACUGACAUUUUGUUUCUAUAUCCAUGUACCAUUUGAUGUAGGGUUAGACCACUAAUCUUUAUGCAAAAUUUCAGAUCAUUCGCACACUUCAUUUUUCCAGAAUAAUUAUUCAAAAUGUCAAAAAUGACCAAAACUAUAAAGCGUAUAAACACUUUUCACUCAAAUCGGUCUAGGAAAAGCAUAAAAAUACGAUUUUCAAUUUAUUUCAAAGUAUAUUUCUUAACUGUCUUUGCAUAUAUUUCUGUUUAAAGUACUCUAGCUCAUUUAUGUAAAAAAAAAUAAAUGUUAUGUUUCUAUGCUUUUAAAGCUCAGUGGAGUCCCUUUAAAAACAAAUAUUUAUUGCGGUAUACCAGACUUGUACAUAAAUGUCGUAAUAUACCAUGCGAAGUUCAGGUCAUAAGGUCGCCGUUUAGAUAUGAACUUUAAUUUACCCAGUGUCUAAUGUUUAAACCAUUUAGCGUGAAACUGGCGUGUGUAGAAAUAUAUAGAUAUUACAAACAUUAUAGGAUAAUUGAGGACUUGCUUCAUAAACGGCAGGUCCACAUAAUGGCUGUUGUUAAUAUCUGCGGCCGGUCGACCUAAAUUGCUGUUGUUAAUCUCGGCCGCUGGGCAAACUAAAUGGCUAUAGCCUAUCUCGGCAACCGGGUAACCUAAAUGGUUAUUGUUAAUCUCGGCGGUCGUAUGGUAUGUGUCUUAUAUAUGUAUUUUUAAGUGAAAACGCCAUCAUAAAGUACUUCAUGAUGAUCAAAAUACUUAUAAAGUUAGUUGCUGCAUUAAAAUACAAUGAGAUAUUGGUGAAGACAGAAUAGAGGAAUCCAAGUCUAAAACAGUUCAAAAACUGCAUCCUUCAAAUGGGACUAAGUACAUACCGUACAUAUAGCUAGUUAAAUUUUAUUUUCCAAAAUGUGUAAUUAAAAGAUACUCGGCAGUGCGUUUUACUGUUGCCUUUAAUUACCGAGAGUUAUUUUAACUAUGCUAAACCUAUAUCGUAGAACACUGAUUGCGUGUCCAGCGAGUACCGGGAACAGGAUGGCAAAUAGCCCGUAUCUACCGGAAGUCACAAUGAAAGCAAACAGUUUACGACCGAAACACUUGUAAGAAGAGCUAUAGUUAUAUCUGAUUUUUUGAUAAUAGAAAAGAAACUACUACAAACAAUAUUAUAAUUACAGCAUGGCAAAUACAGUAAACCAACCAGCUUUGCGUUUUAAAGACAAAGUUGCCAUAGUAACUGGUGGAGUACAAGGGAUAGGUCGAGGCUGCGUUGAUGUGUUUGUUGAACAAGGCGGAAAAGUAGCAGUAUUUGACAUCAAUGACGACGUUGGAAAAGCCAUGAAGUCUGAUGGACCUGGGGAAAUUAUAUACUUCCACUGUAACAUGAGAAAAGAGGAAGAAGUUAAGAAUUGCGUGGAAGAAACCGUGAAGAAGCUGGGUAAAAUUGACUGCCUUGUGAACAAUGUUGGUUGCUAUUAUGGUCCAAAAAGUAUUGACGAGAUAUCUGUACAAAACUUCCGGGACCUAUUAGAGGAUAAUUUAAUUAGUAAUUUUACUGCAAGCAAGUAUGCGCUCCCAUAUCUACGAAAAACAAAGGGCUCAAUUGUUAACAUAUCAAGUAUCAGUGCCAAUGCUGCAUUCAAGAAUUCAACAACUUACUGCGCUACAAAAGGUGGCGUGAAAGCACUGACAAAAGCACUGGCUAUUGACGAGGCCAAGUAUGGAGUGAGAGUGAACUCUAUUGCUCCAGGGGCUAUAGAAACACCAUUACUACGCGAGGUUUGGCCGAAGGAGACUAUUGCAACGCUGGAAAGUUGUCAUACUAUUCAAAGAAUAGGUAAACCCCGAGAGAUAGGACUUGCUUGCCUUUUCUUGGCCGUGGAUGCCACGUUUACAACGGGAGAGGAGCUGAUGUGUACAGGGGGAUGUGAAAUUGGAUACGGAAAUAAAAAUACGGGACUACCCUGCUGAUGGUGUGACAUCUUCACUUAUCUUAAGGACUUGUAAAAUCAGUAAUGAUGCUGUCAGAAACAUAAGCAAACAGACUGACUAUAGACCUUCUGUCAAGCGCGUAUACAUGUUGAUCCCCUGACAUAAAAAAAACCUGAACAAAAUAUAUAGAUCUAUCAUACAAGAGAAUUGCAUAUACAAAUAUAUAUUUAAGUAUUCGGUGUGUAAGUAAUAUAUGGAAUUUGGUUGUAUGAACAUGGUUUUACUUUUUUCAAUUAAUAAAUCAUUUUGUAAAUACUUCUUUCAAUGUAGACUCUUGUAAUUAUAUCUUAUUGAAAUUUGCUGACAUUUUCAUAACUUU
Molecule: messenger RNA, 3862 nt
Organism: Ruditapes philippinarum (Manila clam)
Lineage: Eukaryota; Metazoa; Mollusca; Bivalvia; Venerida; Veneridae
Product: 17-beta-hydroxysteroid dehydrogenase 14-like
Exons: 10
Coding region: 2731-3522 (263 amino acids)
Molecular function (GO): oxidoreductase activity
Source: RefSeq, a predicted model, not a curated record